This is a messenger RNA of Aspergillus glaucus CBS 516.65, 294 nucleotides long. RefSeq lists its product as uncharacterized. NCBI's taxonomy places the organism in Eukaryota, Fungi, Ascomycota, Eurotiomycetes, Eurotiales, Aspergillaceae. Bases 1 to 294 code for a protein of 97 amino acids. The transcript is spliced from 3 exons. The record is from RefSeq and is a predicted model, not a curated record.
AUGGGCUACAAUCUUACCGCGGAGCUUUUCGUGGAAUGGGCCAUUGGAAUCGUUGUCGCCGGCAUCCGGAUUUAUACGCGAUGCUUCUUCGAUAAUGAAGGCAUGUACUGGGACGAUUUGCUCUUGAUCCUGGGUCUUGCAUUGUGGACUCUGAUGACCGUCAUGCUCUACCUUUGCACAGAAACAGAUGUAUACGACUCUAAUAUCGGUCUCACCACGGAGACUGCGCUGCAAAUCCCCGACAGCGAGCCGCAAUCGUACAAGAUCGGCUCCGUUUGCGGCUUUGUCGCCUAG